Messenger RNA from Arabidopsis lyrata subsp. lyrata, 563 nucleotides. RefSeq lists its product as uncharacterized. Gene Ontology annotation, molecular function: zinc ion binding. Bases 174 to 563 code for a protein of 129 amino acids. The record is from RefSeq and is a predicted model, not a curated record. The transcript has 2 exons. Lineage: Eukaryota; Viridiplantae; Streptophyta; Magnoliopsida; Brassicales; Brassicaceae.
CCCCCCAUUUCUUUUUCACCCAUUUCUGAAAUAUUUCUUUUUCACCUCAUCCCACGAAAUCUACCAUACCCAAUUACAUCUUCCAUCUGAAUAUCCCCAAUUCCAUCUCAAAUCCACAAAAUUCUAAAAUAUCUUAACAAUCCCAAAAUCUCUUAACCUUCCAUAAAAGAAAGAUGAGCCAUGUUUCUUCAGCUCCGAGCUCGAGUGAAACCUCCUCUAGUCGAACAAGAGUAAAAGUUGCUAGGAUUCCAAAGAGGUGUAGAUGUGGCGACGAGAUCGUUGAAAAGAUCUCCAAAUCAGUCCCAAAUCCUUACCGCCGCUACUACCGAUGCAAAUAUGCUUAUGAUAGAAACCUUAUGAACGAUAGCCAUGUCUUCAAGUGGGUGGACGAGGCAUUGGUAAAUGAGGUAGAACAGUUGGAUUUUCAAGUUCGUGUUCUUGAAGAAGAAGUUGCACUGCUAAAGGUGGGACGACAGAUAGAAACCAACGAAAUUACAAAAAUGAUGGUACCUUUUUCCGUUGGUUGUCUUCUCACAGUUGUUCUUAUAACUUGGUAUUUCUAA